Molecule: messenger RNA, 3050 nt
Organism: Cottoperca gobio
Lineage: Eukaryota; Metazoa; Chordata; Actinopteri; Perciformes; Bovichtidae
Product: sorting nexin-4-like
Exons: 14
Coding region: 44-1360 (438 amino acids)
Biological process (GO): protein transport; positive regulation of autophagosome assembly
Cellular component (GO): early endosome membrane; plasma membrane; SNARE complex
Molecular function (GO): phosphatidylinositol-3-phosphate binding
Source: RefSeq, a predicted model, not a curated record
ACUCUGCCAGCUCAGCUGACAACAGCAGCAGCUCUGCAGCCAGAUGAUGAUGGCAGACUCUGGAAGUAACGAAGAAGUAGCUGUGAUCGGUAACACCGACAUCACUUCAACAGAAUCCGAGAACAACAUUAUUAACACGAUGGUGGAAAGAGGGACACCUCUGUUGAGAAAAAUGGAGAUAAAUGUGGCGGAGGCAGAGAAAAGAACAGGGAAGAACACGGUUAACAUGCAGGAAACCUAUACUGUCUACCUCAUAGAAAUACGACCAGCUGAAACUGUUCCAGAGGGGGGUACGCCUGCCACACCGGACGCUUUGUGGAGACGCUACAGUGAGUUUGAGUUGCUCAGAACAUUCCUCCUGGUCACCUACCCCUACAUCAUCAUCCCUCCACUACCGGAGAAAAGGGCAGAGUUUGUGUGGCACAAGCUGUCAGCAGACAACCUUGACCCAGACUUUGUUGAGCGACGGAGAGUCGGCCUGGAAAACUUCUUGCUGCGUGUUGCAUCACAUCUUGUCCUUUCCAAUGACAAAAUCUUCUUCCUCUUUCUGACAGAGGAGAAGGGAUGGAGGGAGGCGGUUUUGGAGACAGGCUUCCAAGAUAAGGUUGACUCCAGACUAAAGUCUCUGAGUGCCAUGUUCAGAGUCAAGAACCCUGACAAGCGAUUCACAGAAAUGAAACACUACAGUGAUGAACUGAACACUGUCAUCUCUCAGUUACUGAGGGUGCGGGCGAAAGUAGCAGACAGGCUGUAUGGAGUUUACAAGGUCCACGGUAACUACGGCAGAGUCUUUAGUGAGUGGAGUGCUAUUGAAAAAGAGAUGGGAGACGGACUACAGAGUGCUGGCCACCACAUGGACACGUAUGCUGCAUCAAUAGAUGAUAUUCUAGAGGAAGAAGAACACUAUGCAGACCAGCUGAAAGAAUACCUGUUCUACACUGAUGCUGUCAGAUCAGUAUGUAGGAAACAUGAGUUGAUCCAGUAUGAAUUGGAGACGCUAGCUCAGGACCUCGUCUAUAAGAAACAGCAGAAAGAAGAGCUGGCUACUGGGACCGUACGUGUCUUUUCUCUGAAGGGGAUGACCAGUAAACUGUUUGGCACAGAGAGCCAGGAGCAGAGGGAGAGCAGGUUGGCAGCCCUGGAGCAGAGUAUCCGGGAGGGAGAGGAAACGCUUAAGGAGAAGAACACAGAGUGCCAACAGUUUGUGGGAACAGCCUGGGAAGACAUUGAGCGUUUUAAGGAGCAGAAGGACAAAGAUUUGCGUGAAGCACUAAUCAGCUAUGCCAUUAUGCAGAUCAGCAUGUGUAAGAAGGGAAUCCAGGUGUGGUCCAACGCCAAGGAGUGUUUCAACAAAAUGUGAGCCAGUCUCCAGCCAAUCACCAGAACAAUAGUCGAUCCGAUUGUUCAGAGUGAGACCAACAGCCAAAUUCUUAAACUGCAGUCUUAUGGAGAUGGACCAUGGGUGCCUAAAUACUGCCCUCACUUUGUUUGCUACACUGAAUGAUUCUUUUUCAUUCUUUUUUUCCUCACACACACAUUUUUAAUUUAGAAUAAGUUUCCAUGUCAGUCAUUUGGUGUUUUAAAUCCAAGUGUCUUAACGCUACAAUUCUCUUGCCAUUCAGCUGAUGUGGCUUUCAUACUGCACAUGAUCCAAAUUUCCAAAAACUUCUUCCUCCUUGUUGCACAACUGACAGCAUGACCAAGAGGAAAAUCCUGCACUAAUAAUGCAUAAUAGUUGCACAUUGGGAAUGGCUGUGCAAUGUAUUUUGGUUGUAACAUUUAGUUAGCCUGACAAUAAGGAAACUAGUCAUGAGAAGCUGUACAUUUCAGUCAGUGGCUCAUUUGACUGUUAGGGUUACCUGCCUUUGAGAAAUUGAAACAAACUGUUUUGUGCCUUUCCAAGUUUUACUUUUAUAGAUUAUGACACUUUUAAAGACAUUAAUUGUCACUCCACUAAAGGAUUUAACUUUUACUUUAGAAAUUAGCCUGUCAUCUUGGCUGAAGUCUGCAAAUAUAAGAAUAUUCUCUCUGCAAGAGCAUCUAUAAACUGUGUCCCCAGGCCUCCCUCUUGUGUUAGAUCUGUGCAUUGAAAUGAAAGGGCAGAUGUUUGGGAAUCAGUCUGAGAAUCAGCCUCAAUUAAGAGAUCUAAUCUUUUGUAUUUAAUAAAAAUGUCAGAUGGAUCAAUCGGAAACAAGAAGUCAGAAUUGUAAGGAACACGGAACACACUUCAGGAAGUAAUUACACAUUCGCUUUCUUUUCUUCUUUUUCCUGAAAUUCCUUUUGAUACACUUCAUGCGGAAGUCAGUCUUUAUGUUGUUAUUGAUCGACAACCAACCAAAGUGCCUAUGACCAAGUACUAGUCUGUAUAUUACAGAUCACACGGGGAGCACAGGAGAAGGGUUAACAAGCUGUGGGUAGUUUUUGAUAUUGAUAUUGAUUCUUUUUUUUUCUUUUAUGCCAAAAGCAAAGAACCAUGAGUAAGAUACAGUCAUGAAGGCAUCACAGUGUUGGUUACAGUGGAGCUUCUUUUUCUUUAAGUCUUUAAUGGAGGCUUUUUUUGAUGACUGAAACAGGCACCCACACAAACUGCUUUUGUACAACAGGGGAGGGAAAAUAAUGUAUUUUUGCCCUCUGCCGGCUGUCAAUGUGCCUCACCCCUUUUUCUGAUGUAAAGUUACUGCACUAAAUAAUAGACGUGAGUUCCAAGCAUGCCUCAAGUAAAUGUUUAAAUAGUGGAAACCUUUAACUACCGAGAAGUCACAUUUUGGCUCAAUACAUAUGUUAUACACAAUACAUGUGCUAUGGUUGCUUCUUUAACGAUAUCCACCUGAGCACAGAUUUGUGCAAAAUGGUCAUGUAAAAGUUGUGCAAAAGAUUAUUUUCCAUCAACUAACCCUUUCAGAAUAAAUCAUCAAUUUACUUAAAUAAUCCCAAAUUGAGGCUUUGUUUUUGAUAUGUUUUAUAAUAAACAUGUUUAAUGAGAGAUUGUUUUUAUGCUUAUGUAAUCAUUGUGCUGAGACACUAAUAAACAUAUUUCUUUUUUAAAACUA